ACAAAACAAAAAAUUAUCAAACAUUUGAUCUUUAUAAUACUUUAGACGUUGAAGACAUCAACACUUUUAAUUACAUAGUAAUGGAAAUUUUCUUCUUUUUUUUGUAAUAAAUAAAUAAUUUUAAAACUUUGGAAUAGUUGAAUGCCUCUGUCUCUACUUCUGGAGUCUGGACCCAACCCAUCAUUCCAGAAAUGACCGGCGAAAGUCAAGAACCUCUCUGAGCUCUCUACUCACUACUCUCUCUCACCUCUUUCUUUCUUUCUCUCUCUAUCUGCGUGUAGGUUACAAGACAAUUGACACCAAGACUAAAGCUGUGUUGUUUGGUUCAGUUCUGUUCUCUUUUCCAAUGUUGUCAUCAGCAAAGCAUCAGAGGAACCUUAGAGUCUCUGCUACAAACAAGAACAAGACUCUAAACAAGGUUUCUUCCAUUUCACCCUCAUCACCGUCGUCUUCAUCAUCAUCAUCAACCUCAUCAUCAUCUCCUUUACCCUCACAAGACUCUCAAACCCAGAAGAGAUCUCUAAUCACCAUGGAAGAAGUUUGGAAAGACAUCAACCUUGCUUCUAUCCACCACAUCAACCACCACAGCCAACAUCCACAGCACAACCAUGAGCCACGCUUCAGGAGCCACAACCACCAGAACCAAAACCCUAACUCGAUCUUCCAAGAUUUCCUCAACGGACCUUUGAACGAGGAACCAGCACCUACAAGCCUGGCCAUGGGUUCUGCUUCUAAUGGCGAUUCCACCACUGUCACUGCUCUCUGCAGCUCUCCUUUUCCACCUCCUGCAACUGUUCUGAGCUUGAAUUCCGGCGCUGGCUUCGAGUUUCUCGAUAAUCAAGAUCCUCUUGUUGUUACCCCAAACUCCAACCUUCAGAGUCACCAUAACCUCUCAAACAUUCCUUCCUUCAACACCCCUUUUGAGGCUCUGGUUACAUCCACUUGUUUUGGUAAGAAAAGAGGCCAAGAGUCCAAUGAAGGUACAGGGAAUAGAAGACAUAAGCGCAUGAUCAAGAACAGAGAAUCUGCGGCUCGUUCCCGAGCUAGGAAACAGGAAUGUGUCUCUCUUUUUCUCCUUUCUACUCAAGGAUAUCAAAGGGAAGAAAAAAAAUGUACUUAUGCCAUCAAAAUGCUUCUGAUGAAACCUUUUGUUUCUCACUUGCAGGCUUAUACAAACGAGUUAGAACUUGAAGUUGCUCACCUGCAGGCAGAAAAUGCAAGGCUCAAGAGACAACAAGAUCAGUUAAGAAUGGCUGCAGCAAAUCCGCAACCCAAAAAGAACACACUACAACGGUCUUUCACAGCUCCAUUUUGAGAAAUCUACAAGUCCUUAUUUCUCUUUUGGGGAUUGAGCUUGUCUUAUGAAGAAAUGAAAAAAUGGAAAUGUUUGUACCUUUUUUUGGCUACCUAUAAGUAUAACUAAGCUAAAUUUGUAGAACCAAGAUAUUGUAGGGGAAAGAAAGAUGAUGUAAAAAACAACCCUGAAAGAGAAAAGGAUCUUUCAAUUUCCUAAGGCACAGGAACAUCUGUCCUGGGGCUUCUCUUCAUGUUCUGUCGUUAUUAUGCAACCCCUUUUGAGUUUUUUUUUUCACUUCUGUACUAACUUCUACUUGUAUUCUUGUAGUAAUGUUCUACUUGCUAUUCUAAUACUAGUAAGAAAAAAAAACUUAUGUGUUA
Camelina sativa (false flax) is the source of this 1677-nucleotide messenger RNA. RefSeq names its product protein FD-like. Gene Ontology annotation, biological process: positive regulation of DNA-templated transcription. Gene Ontology annotation, cellular component: nucleus. Lineage: Eukaryota; Viridiplantae; Streptophyta; Magnoliopsida; Brassicales; Brassicaceae. The record is from RefSeq and is a predicted model, not a curated record. Gene Ontology annotation, molecular function: DNA-binding transcription factor activity.